AUCUUCAGCACGCUGUUGCCAGUAUUUUGAACCUUUGAAUAUGCAACAUGUAUUCUAGUUCUUAUGUGUAUGAUGCGUGAAAAAACUAUUACGAAGCGAUUAUUUCAUUCGAAUGCUGUUGUUUAUGUUAACACAGGUUCCAUCAUUCAUCGCAUUCGUGAAUGCGGUUCUGUGGCAAAAACGUGCUGAGAUUAGUGUUAUCUACCUCGUGAAGAAAUAUAACCCUUGGUUAGAAUGGAUAUUGAGCUAAAUCAUGAACUGGAAAUGGCUGAAAUCACUCUGCACGUUUACGAUAUCAUUCAUCCGACUCCAAUACCUCUGAAAAAUCUAUCAGCGAUCGCCAUUAGCAUCGAAAUAUGGCGCUGUGAAGUGCAUAAAUAUCGUACGACCAAUAAAUUGCAAGAAUUUUCUCCAAGCCACGAACUUCACUUCGCUAAAACUAUAAUAUUCCCUGGUAUACCACCCGUGCUCGAUGAUAUGAUCAAAGAAUACGUCAAACGAUUCGGAUUUUCAAUGGACAAGUGGCUGAAAGAUCACUACCAACGAAUAUUUAAACUUCACAAUAACUGCAGCUUUCAGACCUGUAUUUUAAAACACUUCGACGAUUUUGUAGCAGAUUUCGAUGGAAAAAUUCAUCUCGUCAGAACAGCCGAACGUAUGAUGCGUUCUGAUCAAAUAAACAAUAUCGUAAAAUUCAUGAUCGCGUGUGCCUACAGUUUGGAAGACGAUAUCAGACGAAUUUGGCCAUCUGCGUUUAGUAAUAUAAAUAUGAAACAUAUCGACGAUGCUGAAAUUCCAUUAGUGUAUUUCUGGAUGCGCACUUUGGAUAAAAAUUUCCAGCGUCGACAACCCAACUUACAGUAUGGUUCUCUCGACGAACUUUUAGUUUUUGUGUGCUCGUAUUACGGUAAUAGGCCAUCGAUGCUGUAUUUUUGGAAUCGUUUACCAUCGGAAAGUCGAAUGCCGAAAGCUAUCGAUAUUUUUUUGUAUGACAAAGAAUCCUUCGCUAGGUUCAUCUUACCAAGACUCGACGAUCAACAGCUCGAUGAAUUUGUUCGUGGAAAUGGCUGUGACUUGAUUUAUGCUCUGUUAAAUGAUCAGCAGUCUGAUGAAAGCGUCAUCCUGCCGACUUGGACCUACAUCAGGAAAUAUUUCAGUGAAAAUUCUUUUACGAAUCUCGUGGUAAAAAUGCUAGAAGACGAGCACAGAUAUUGCGAGCUAAAAUCCAGCAAUCAGAAUCGCAGAACCAGAAAUCUCUGUUGCGAAAUAUGGAGCAGUGCCCCUAGCUCUUGGAAAUUAUCGACCAUCAGAGAAAUUUCAUCUAAUCCCAUCUUGUUUAAAAUCUGCUUUUCUCGUAUCCAUUGCACGAGUGAUUCUGUGUAUCCGAGAAACGUCGAAUUACUAUUGACCAUUUUGUCAUACGCCUCUCUCCAAGAACGAAGCCAGUUUUGGGUCAACUGUUGGAAUAAUUUGAUUAGAGGCGUACAUGUCGAUGAUUUACAGAAAGUAAUGGAAAUGUGCUUCGAAAGCAAAGAUGAAAUGAUUCGGUUCAAGAAUAACAUCAUGGCCAUGGACACGAGUGCAGUUUCACUGUGCGUUAUAUUAUUAUGCGGAUGCGGGUUUUUCUGCGAUGCUUUGAACGACUUCAUGAAUUUUUUAUGGCCAGAUGUGCAACUGCUGAGGCAUCUAAAACAAGCUCUGCUGCAGACUACUCUGCUGAACGAACAAGCAUUGAGUAUUUACAUGAUCUGGGAAGCUGAGAAACUCGAUGAAUUCAUUGGAGAUGCUUUUAGCAACGUUGAACUAUCGACUGAUUUCAAAAAUCGACUCGUAUCGUUACCUCGAGUGCAGAAUUAUUUAUUGGUCAAUAUCAGCACAAGAUACCAUUUACCUACUUUGAAAGCAGUUAUGUUAUUUAUCGAUAAGUUUGCUUCGAUCGAACAAACUCGACUGGCGAUUAAAACGUGUAUAAUGGAUUCUGUAAAGCAGUGUUUGGUUGCUGAUGAAUCUGCUCGUGCCAAAUUCAACGAACCUUGUUCGUACCCUUUUUUACUCUGGUGUUUGGGAAGUGAUGAAAAAGUUGAAGAGUUUAAGCUCGAGUAUCUUGUAGAUGUUUCAAACUCAAAGCAGUCGUCGUAUCUGGUUUAUAUCGGUGUGUGUUCGUUAACUUUAGUGAUUUUUUAUGCUUUUCGGAAUCGAAUAAGACUUGCCUAGUCCACGAUGUGUUAAACUUUACCUUCCUAUUUAUAUUAUUUUUAUCGUAGCAGUGCAUAUUUGUACGUUACAUGUGUGAUAUUUUGGUAAUAAAUUAUGAGCCAAGUGCUUUUUUUAAUCUAAAAAGUAUCUGUCAAUUUUCCAUCAUUAAUUUAUGGCCAAAUGAACGUAUUGAAGUGAAGAGGAAAUUUAAGAAGUCUGAAUUCUAACAGAGUGUGGCUUAUGGGAAGGGGUAAAAUGCCCCCAAAUCGAAAGAUUUUGAAACUAGGAUACCCAGUGAAAAUUGGCCUUGAUGGUUUGUUAAGUCAAUAGAACAAUGCUCGGCUUGCUAGCUCGUUUGUAGGUGAACAGAAAUGAACUGACUUUGUGAUCUGUCAAAAUGGGUUGAAAUUUCGCGAGAAAUUCAAAUAUUUCAACAAAAAUGUUAUUCGAGUAUUUUUGAUGAAUUUUGAUGAGCCAAAAAUAGGGUCAUGGUUUUUGGAGGUUUUUGAAAGAGACAUUCAAUUCAAUUCAAUUCAAUUCUUUAUUUGAGAUACGUGCGGCAGCAUUGCUGCCAUCAUAUCAGGUUAAGCAUUACAUAGACAUAGAUGAUUAUUUGAAUAGGUAUAGAAUACAAAUUUCAGAGUUAAAAUUGGAUAAAAGUACACUCGAUUAAGACAUAAUAAUAUGAUGAGUUAAAACUAUAGAUAUUCUACACCAGGUUAUUUUCAACAGAAAAAAAGAAAAAACAAAAAAACAGAAAAUAAAAUAAAAAUAAGAAAUAAAAAACAAAAAUAAAAAUUGAAUGCUUAUUGAUCCAGGGAGCUGAGAUAUUCUUCCAGGGUGUAAUAAGCCCUAGUUAUCAGCCAUUCUUUGAGGGCAUUUUUGAAUUUUUUUGCAGUUGGCUGGGUUUUUACACUCCCUGGAAUCCGAUUAUAUACUUUUGCUGCAGAGGAUACAGUACUACACUGGAGAAGUUUUGUGCGGUGGUGGGGAGUUCUAAGGUUACCUCGUGAUCUGGUACUGUAUGGAUGGGUAAUUUUUGGAAAGGUUAUAACCCCAGUAUAAACCAUGAGAGAUAUGUCUAAGAUAUAUUGUGAUACUGUAGUGAGAAUUUUAUUAUCAAUAAAGGUGGGCCUGCAUGUUUGUCUUAGAGGUAUUUUAUAAAUUGUUCUUAUUGCACGUUUUUGUAGUGUGAGAAUUUGUUUGACAUAAGAUGCAUUACCUCCCCAAAAAACCACCCCAUAGGCCAUUGUAGAGUGGAAUAGUCCGAAAUAGGCAAGUCUGAGAGUUUUUUGAUUUGUAAUUUGGCGUAGCUGAAAGAGUAAAAAGUUUAUAGAUGACAAACGACAAGUUAAUUUAUUGAUGUAUACAUCCCAUUUUAAAUUGCAUUGAACAUCAACCCCUAAGAACUUUGCAGCACUGGAGACAUUAGGCAGAGUUGAGAGAGUUUCUGCUACCAGGUCUGCCUCCCUAGGGGCUACAUUGAAAGGUACUGUUACUGUUUUGUCCAGGUUCAAGCUCAUGCAAUUUGCAUUAAACCAACAAACCAAGUUUUUGAGAACAUGUUCUGUUUUUGUAAGCAGUGUGUCCCAGCUACCACCCUUUAAAAACAUGGUUGUAUCAUCUGCAAACUGUGUUAGAAGUGCAUUAAUGUAGGAUGACAAAUCAUUAACAUAGAGAAUAAACAAUAAAGGUCCAAGUAUGGAGCCUUGGGGGACACCUUUGUCUAUUAUUUUCUCUUCAGAAAAGGUGAAAGUCUCCCCAUUUUGGAUUUUUACAAUUUGUACCCUAUUUUCAAGGAAAGAUUUUAGCCAACUGUGGAUUGGACCCCUUAUCCCAUAUUUUUCCAA
Messenger RNA from Planococcus citri (citrus mealybug), 4046 nucleotides. RefSeq lists its product as uncharacterized. Bases 235 to 2214 code for a protein of 659 amino acids. The record is from RefSeq and is a predicted model, not a curated record. The transcript is spliced from 2 exons. Lineage: Eukaryota; Metazoa; Arthropoda; Insecta; Hemiptera; Pseudococcidae.